Molecule: messenger RNA, 2157 nt
Organism: Melitaea cinxia (Glanville fritillary)
Lineage: Eukaryota; Metazoa; Arthropoda; Insecta; Lepidoptera; Nymphalidae
Exons: 3
Coding region: 1-2157 (718 amino acids)
Source: RefSeq, a predicted model, not a curated record
AUGACGAAACCAAUAAUUGCACGCUUCAUAAGUAGAUAUAGAAAAGACGAAUGUCUAGCACAAUUGCGAAAGCUGAAGAUUACAGCAAUGGAUUUAGGUUUUGCAUCCGGAAAAGUACCUAUUCAUUUCAAUGAUCACCUUACUAGUAACAACAAGGCUCUUUUGAAGCGUGCUAAAUCUAUUGCCAAAGAAAAACAUUAUAAGUAUGUAUGGGUUCGGAAUUGUUCUAUAAUGGCUAGACAUACGGAUACCAAAUACGAUAUAAUAGCGCUAAGCGAAACAUGGCUUCAUCCAGGUAUAUCCGAUAUGGAGAUAUUCGAUAGCCGCUAUUGCGUCUACAGAGGAGAUCGUAAUUACGUCCAACGUGGUGUUACCUUGGGUGGCGGCGUUCUUUUGGCUAUUGGUAAAAACAUCCCGGUUCGUUCCUCUCGUGCUAUAGAUAUAUUGGGGGGUAUUGCAGAAAUAGUUGAGAUUACUGUGAAAAUUAAUAACAAGGUAUUAUAUAUUUAUUGCUGUUAUUUCCCCCACCAUACGCAACAGUACGAUGCCUUAUGCGAGUUCUUCGACAUAGUUUCUUCUGUUGUCACGGAAAACUCGGAAUCUGCUUGCUUAAUAUUGGGUGACUUCAAUAUUUCACAUGCGCACUGGCAGAGUACCGACUCGUUUAAAAUGAAAUUGGAAAGAAAUCAAUACAGUGACAAGUUUAUUUCUGCUCUAAUGUCAUUUCUAAGCUUCAUUGACUCAUAUCAAUUUAACGGUAUUUUCAAUAAGAAUAAUAGAAUUUUAGACUUAGUUAUGAGUAAUCUUUGUUGUGAGUCGGCUCACUGUAGCGAUGCUAUGGUGGUGGAAGAUCCACACCAUCCUGCAUUGGAAAUAAAGGUUCACUACCAACAUAGCGGCUUAGAAUCGCAGCCACGGAUUGCGCGACUGUUUCAUAAGGCCAACUAUGACGAUAUAAAUAGGGCGUUAAGUGAUUCUGAUUGGGAAACAUUGUAUGGGACAGAUUCUAUCCAUGAUGCUGUGGGGGUCUUUUAUAAUAUACUGGAGGCAGUAAUUGUAAAAUAUGUUCCACAAAAAAAUUUUAAACAUAGGGAUCACUAUCCUCCUUGGUUUUCUGGAUGUUUGGUUAAGAUAGUUAAAGAAAAAUCCAAAUACCAUAAAAAAUGGAAAAUUUACGGCCGAAUAAGUGACUACGACUCUUUUCGCCUACUAAGAAAACGGCAGAAGGAAAUACAGGAAAGUUGUUACAAGAAUUUUUUGCUUGCUAAUGAAACGAAUAUUAAAAUGAAUAGUAAAAAUUUCUGGAGUUUUGUGAAAUCUAAAAAGGCCGCUCCAGUUAUUCCCAAUUCUAUGACGUAUAAUAGUAUUUCUUUAACUAAUGGUAGCGAUAUUUGUAAUAUCUUUAACGAAUACUUUAAAUCUGUUUAUGAGCCAAGCUCAACAUAUUCUAUCUCAACGAAUUACCAUAGUGCUAAUAAUGGUUUAAAUAAUAUUUGUCCAAUACGGUCGAUUGAUAUAUCAAGUGAAAAUAUACUUAAAUAUUUAGGUGCAUUAAAUAUUGCUAAAGGAUCCGGUCCUGAUGGAAUACCACCAGUAUUUUAUAAAGCAUGUAAGGAACAACUUGUUAAACCUUUAAUGUUUCUAUUUAGGAAAUCUCUCAUAAGCGGUAUCAUGCCUACUAAAUGGAAGGAAUCUUUCAUCGUCCCUAUUUUCAAAUCAGGUGAUAAGCAUAAUGUAACUAAUUAUAGACCUAUUUCCAAACUUAAUACAAUUGCUAAAAUGUUUGAAAAAAUCAUUUACGAUAGCAUUUUACCUCAAAUAAGACCCCUUAUCAUUCCUGAACAACACGGAUUUGUUUCAAAAAGAUCGACUGAAACUAAUUUAUGCGAGUUUAUUCACAGAAUUGGCUUUGCCAUGGACCAGGGUUUUCAAGUUGAUGUUAUAUAUACAGAUUAUUCUAAGGCUUUUGACAAAAUAUCGCACCAAAUUAUACUAAAUAAACUUAUGGCGCUCGGAAUCCAUGGCGAUCUCCUGCGUUGGAUUGAUUCCUACCUUCGUCAUAGAAGUCAGGCAGUAACCGUCAAGGGCUACUGUUCGUCUUUUGUGCCCGUUACAUCUGGGGCAUCAACAAUUUCUGAGGACCGCUUCCUCGCUUAA